UUUCCGUCUACAUCGAAUGGCAGUAUCGAACACAAACGCCGACCUUGACGUCUAACGAGCUCGGGAGCGGAAAUAGAACGGUCUAUUCUUAGCUAACGGGAUUAGGCGCCUCACCUGCCGCUGCAGACGGUGGUGACGCAGCGCAAACCGAACAAAAACAUCGCGAUAUGCUCUGAAAUAUCGACUUCGCGAUCGAGCUGUUUUUGUCAAUUUCACUCGUUUUAAGACUCGCAACUCCUCAUAAGCGCCACCUCUGCUUGAAGCCCAUUGGCUGCUUGGCUUCUCCUCUGACGUCACCAGCACAACAAAUACACGUGUUGGCGCGUGAAGCUGCUGGCAGGCGCGCGCUCACCUGUUGGAUCCAGGCGGACAUGACGAGCGGCGUCUUCCUCGGCGGCACAGACGAGUGAACCCGGCCAUGAAGAGUCAGGAGGCGCCGCCGCAGACGAGCAGCGUGUGGGUGUUCGGCUACGGCUCUCUGGUGUGGAAGCCCGACUUCCAGUUCAGCAGGCGGGAGGUCGGUCACAUCAGGGGCUACAAGAGGAGGUUCUGGCAUGGAGACGACUUCUACCGAGGAGACAAGGACAAGCCAGCCAGGGUGGUGACGCUGGUGGAGGAGGAGGAGGCCUGCACGUGGGGCGUGGCCUACCAGGUGAUGGACCAACAGGUGGAGGAUUGCCUCCAGUAUCUCAACAAGCGGGAGGUGGUGCUGGGCGGCUACGUCAUCGAAACGGUGGAGUUCAUCCCGCAGCAGAAGCAGCAGGAGCGGAUCUUGGCUCUGGUCUACAUCGCCACCUCCGACUCGCCCACCUACCUGGGCCCGGCCUCGGAGCAGGAGAUCGCCUCCCAGAUCUCCAUCUGCAGGGGAACCACCGGCCACAACAUGGAGUACCUGCUGCGACUGGCCCAGUUCAUGCGGCGCCACUGUCCCGAGGUGGACGACCAGCACCUGUUCUCCAUCGAGGCGGCCGUUUUUCGCAUCUUCCGUGCGUGCGGCGGGUCGGAAGCGCCCGAACAGUACUCGCUCCGGCUGGAAAUGUUCUAGAGACACGUGGACCCUCCAUGGCUGUUGUCAUAUCGGACUUUCAUUCUUUGACUCGAUUGUUACGCUGUCUUCUUUUAGCUUGCGAUUUUAUCUACACUGCCGUAGACCAACUGCUAUAACUAGCCUGACGGUUCAGGUGAACUACGAAAGAGACUCUUUUAACGCUAAUGCUAAUGCUAACAGCAGGAUUCAAUGGAAGCUAACGCAGCACUUGCUCGCUAAACAAAUCUACUUUUUUUUAUUAUUAUUCUUCCUGUUCUUGUGAUUAUUAUUGUGCUGCAUUUGUACUUUUGUGGUGCUAUGAAGAGCGAACAAAGACCGCCGAGAGCUCCGUGGUACAAGCAUUGUGGAACAGACCUUUGU
Messenger RNA from Synchiropus splendidus (mandarinfish), 1408 nucleotides. Its product is annotated as glutathione-specific gamma-glutamylcyclotransferase 1-like. Lineage: Eukaryota; Metazoa; Chordata; Actinopteri; Syngnathiformes; Callionymidae. The record is from RefSeq and is a predicted model, not a curated record. The transcript has 3 exons. Gene Ontology annotation, cellular component: cytoplasm. Gene Ontology annotation, biological process: glutathione catabolic process. The coding region runs from base 419 to 1045 and encodes 208 amino acids. Gene Ontology annotation, molecular function: gamma-glutamylcyclotransferase activity; glutathione specific gamma-glutamylcyclotransferase activity.